Molecule: messenger RNA, 1557 nt
Organism: Toxorhynchites rutilus septentrionalis
Lineage: Eukaryota; Metazoa; Arthropoda; Insecta; Diptera; Culicidae
Exons: 2
Coding region: 1-1557 (518 amino acids)
Molecular function (GO): RNA-DNA hybrid ribonuclease activity; nucleic acid binding
Source: RefSeq, a predicted model, not a curated record
AUGGCUUCCGCCGAGGGCCACCACAGCGAAAUUGCUUCACUUGAUCUAGCCAAAGCCUACGAUACCACAUGGCGCCAUAACAUAAUCGAUCAACUCCACCGAUGGGGUUUUGAAGGCUCCCUCUUCAACAUUCUUCGCUGUUUCCUCACCAAUCGAAGCUUUCAAGUUUACUUCGGAGGAGUACUUUCGGAUAACCGUUGCCUAGAAAACGGAGUACCACAAGGUUCGGUUCUAUCAGUUUCCCUCUUCCUCGUUGCUAUGCAGUCGGUUCUAGAGGUUAUCCCUAAAAACACCGAGGUACUGGCCUAUGCAGACGAUCUACUGCUGAUGGCAAGAAAUCCUUUCCCAGAAAUGGCCCGCAGAAGACUGCACGAAGGAAUCUCGGCUGUUAGUAACUGGGCAAAUUCCAUUGGGUUUAAGUUUUCGGCAGAGAAGUCUAAUAUAAUGCACUACUGCAAAUGUAAAGGUCAUAGGAAAAGGUUUAGAACAUGUCUAAUCAAUGGCAUGCCUAUUAAGAGAGUCAGCUCAGUCCGAAUUCUCGGAGUGAUAGUUGACAGUAAACUAUCUUUCGGACAACACCUCAGAAAUGCUAAAGCUAAUAUGAAGUACCGCCUGCGGCUGGUGAAAGCUUUAGGUGGCCGAUGCCGCUUGAGUUCUCGUAAAACCAUCUGCAACAUAGGCAAAAGCAUUAUCUUCUCUAGAAUUCGUUACGGCAUCGAACUUUUCAGCCGUGCCUCUUGGGCUCAUUUGAAUCACUUAAAGCCUGUCUACCAUAGUGUGAUUAGAUAUGCAUCAGGAGCCUUUCAGAUCAGCCCAAUUAACGCUCUGCUUGUGGAGGCUGGCGUAGUUCCUUUCGAACACUUCCUCACAAAUAUGCUAGCCACUAAAGCCAUCCAGACGUCCGAGAAAUACCCGGAUCUUCUAUCCAUUUACUCCAGAGCCAACAUUUGGCUGCAAAACAUUAGCCAAGUCACCCUUCCGACUAUUGCCCCAUUAAGCAGAGUUGGUCAACAUCCAUGGCACGCACAUCCGCCAAAGAUAGACUGGUCAAUCAAAAAUGCUGUUAGGGCUGGGGAAGCCAGCAGCAUUGUUACGGCCUGUUUUAAUAACCACUUCCAUAACAAGUAUCACACCCACCACAAAAUCUUCACAGAUGGGUCUUUUGAUGGAAACCUAACAGGGUUUCGAGUUUUUGCUAAUAACACGGAGCUAAAAUUCCAACUGCCUUCCAUAUGUUCGGUAUACUCCGCCGAAAUUGCCGCUCUCCUUGUCGCGACAUCACUCUGUGAUAACGACAGUAAAGUGGUGAUCUUCUCAGAUUCCUAUAGUGCAUUACGGGCCCUACAAAGUGGCGAUAGUAAACACCCUUGGAUACAAAGCAUUGAGGAAAAAAUUACAGGGAAGGACAUCACUUUCUGCUGGGUCCCAGGGCACUGUGGAAUCCAGGGUAAUGAACAGGCUGAUCGUCUCGCCAAGGAGGGUAGGCUCUCCGAACUAUGGACUACCUCCCCCCAGCAAAAGACACCAUCAGAUGGGUCAGUCAAUCCCUCAGAUUGA